GCCCACACGACUUGGCUCCCCUCAACAUCCAGUGGCGACCUAGCCUCACGUGCCUUCUGGUGAAGAAUUAAGGGGAGUGUCUGUGAGCCAUGAUGUCACUCUGCCAGUGGAAUGCCCCGGGCACAGUGCUGCUAGUUCUGGGCUGGGCACUGGCCACAAGUCAGGAGUAUGACUACUACGGCUGGCAGUCGGACAACUUCCAGCAUGGACGCUUCUACACCAAGCAGCCACAGUGUGUGGACAUCCCAGCUGACCUGCAGCUCUGCCACAAUGUGGGCUACAAGCGCAUGCGCCUACCUAACCUGCUAGAUCACGAAUCUAUGCCUGAGGUCAAGCAGCAAGCCAGCAGCUGGGUGCCCUUGCUAGCCAAGCGGUGCCAUUCAGACACGCAAGUGUUCCUGUGUUCUCUCUUCGCACCUGUUUGCCUGGACCGGCCCAUCUAUCCAUGCCGCUCUCUUUGUGAGGUAGUGCGUGACUCAUGCGCACCUGUCAUGGAAUCCUAUGGCUUCCCUUGGCCUGACAUGCUCAGCUGCAACAAAUUCCCCUUUGACAACGACCUGUGCAUCGCUGUGCAGUUUGGAAACAGCCAGGCUACUCAGCCACCAGUGUCCAAGAUCUGCACCCAAUGUGAGAUGGAGCACAAAGCAGACGGCAUAAUGGAGCAGAUGUGUUCCAGUGAUUUUGUGGUGAAGAUGCGCAUCAAGGAGGUCAAGAAAGAGAAUGGGGAGAGGCGCUUGGUGGCUGCUCAGAAGAAGAAAAAGCUGCUUAAAGUAGGGCCACUGAAGCGCAAAGACACCAAGAAGCUGGUGCUACAUAUGAAGAACGCGGGUGCUUGCCCCUGCCCCCAGCUUGAUGACCUCAGUGGCAGCUUCCUCGUGAUGGGUCGGAAGGUGGGUGGGAGACUGCUGGUCUUGGCCAUUUACCGCUGGGAGAAGAAGAACAAAGAGAUGAAGUUUGCUGUCAAAUUCAUGUUCUCCUACCCUUGUUCCAUGCAUUACCCCUUCUUCUAUGGGGCAGAACCCCACUGAAUCUUCACUCCUCUUGAGAGCCCUGCUCACUCUUGCUCACAACACUACAUACCCUUUCAGUUUCACAC
This is a messenger RNA of Euleptes europaea (tarantolino), 1096 nucleotides long. It is a transcript of the gene SFRP5, whose product is annotated as secreted frizzled related protein 5. Gene Ontology annotation, molecular function: Wnt-protein binding. Gene Ontology annotation, biological process: canonical Wnt signaling pathway; negative regulation of canonical Wnt signaling pathway; non-canonical Wnt signaling pathway. The record is from RefSeq and is a predicted model, not a curated record. The transcript has 3 exons. The coding region runs from base 90 to 1028 and encodes 312 amino acids. NCBI's taxonomy places the organism in Eukaryota, Metazoa, Chordata, Lepidosauria, Squamata, Sphaerodactylidae.